Messenger RNA from Carassius carassius (crucian carp), 750 nucleotides. Its product is annotated as metalloproteinase inhibitor 3. Gene Ontology annotation, cellular component: extracellular matrix. The coding region runs from base 84 to 722 and encodes 212 amino acids. Gene Ontology annotation, molecular function: metalloendopeptidase inhibitor activity; protease binding. Gene Ontology annotation, biological process: negative regulation of endopeptidase activity; negative regulation of membrane protein ectodomain proteolysis. The record is from RefSeq and is a predicted model, not a curated record. The transcript has 5 exons. NCBI's taxonomy places the organism in Eukaryota, Metazoa, Chordata, Actinopteri, Cypriniformes, Cyprinidae.
CGCUCGCCCGUGACGCGCCCAAUGGCGCACUAUAUGUGCCUCGCGUCAAGACUGACUGCAGUUUAGUCUGCCUUCACUUCAGAAUGAAGUCGUGUUUGCUGCUCGCGCUCCUGCUGUUCUCUCUCGUCUGUCUGAUGUACCAAGCGUCAGACGCGUGUUCGUGCGCGAUGUCUCAUCCACAGGACGCGUACUGCCACUCUGACAUCGUGAUCAGAGCUAAAGUGGUGGGUAAGAAGCUGCUGGACGACGGUCCGUUCGGCACCCUGCGCUACACGGUCAAACAGAUGAAGAUGUACAAGGGCUUCGAUAAGAUCCAGCACGUGCAGUACGUCUACACGGACGAGUCCGAGAGCAUGUGUGGAGUCAAGCUGGACAUCAACAAAUACCAGUACCUGAUCACAGGCCGUGUUCACGACGGGAAGCUGUACACAGGGCUGUGUAACUUCAACGAGCGAUGGGAGCGUCUGUCUCUGGCGCAGAAGAAGGGCAUCAAUCACCGCUAUCAGCUGGGCUGUAACUGCAGGAUCAAGCCGUGUCACUCUCUGCCCUGCUUCGUCACGUCCAAGAACGAGUGUCUGUGGACGGACAUGCUGUCACACUUCGGCUUCCCUGGCUAUCAGUCGCGAAACUACGCCUGCGUCCAGCAGAAGGAGGGCUACUGCAGCUGGUACCGAGGCAUGAGCGCUCGCGACAAGCUCAACAUCAACACCACCGACCCGUGAGACCAGCCUUAAACCACCGCACCACCGG